CAAUGGGAGAGCAAGAGCAAGCCCUCAUUUCAGUUGUGUCGAUGGUUGUCGAACGUUCUUGUAACCUAACCUUUGUAACAACUGUGCGCGGUAACACUAGAAGAAGUUGCUGGAAGUUGCAUACGAUAAUUAAAUAAGUAAAUAAUGGCCGAUGAAGAUUUCGAUGGAGACGAGGUCGUGGAUGAUUUCGACGAUGUGGAAGACGAGGACAACAUUGAAUUGGAGACCCAGGAAGAUGACGGUGAAAACAUUGAAUUGCUGAACGCCAACGAGGCCGCCGGCGGUGUUCAAAGAUCAAAAAGGAUUACGACCAGAUAUAUGACCAAAUACGAGAGGGCAAGAGUUUUAGGCACAAGAGCGUUGCAGAUAGCAAUGUGUGCUCCAGUGAUGGUAGAGUUGGAGGGAGAGACUGACCCGUUGCAAAUUGCUAUGAAGGAAUUGAAGCAACGGAAAAUUCCUAUAAUUAUACGCCGCUACCUGCCUGACAACAGCUACGAGGAUUGGGGCAUCGACGAGCUGAUUAUAAUAGAUCAUUAAUCGCCAAUGUUGAGAAUUAAAAGAAAUAUAUAUGUACUUUUGUUCAUAAUUUUAUUUAUUAUCGGUAUUCACAAUAAAUGAUUGUUUGUAUGUG
Messenger RNA from Vollenhovia emeryi, 631 nucleotides. RefSeq names its product DNA-directed RNA polymerases I, II, and III subunit RPABC2 (gene RpII18). Lineage: Eukaryota; Metazoa; Arthropoda; Insecta; Hymenoptera; Formicidae. Gene Ontology annotation, cellular component: RNA polymerase III complex; RNA polymerase I complex; nucleus. Gene Ontology annotation, biological process: DNA-templated transcription. Bases 145 to 537 code for a protein of 130 amino acids. Gene Ontology annotation, molecular function: DNA binding; DNA-directed RNA polymerase activity. The record is from RefSeq and is a predicted model, not a curated record. The transcript is spliced from 3 exons.